AUGCAGAUUCUGGGUGGAAUCCCAUGGCAAGCCUAUUUCCAAAGGGUCCUCUCCUCAUCCUCAGCUACCUAUGCUCAGGUUCUGUCCUUUCUGGCCGCUUUUGGGUGCCUGGUGAUAGCUGUGCCUUCUGUACUCAUUAGGGCUAUUGGAGCAUCAACAGACUGGAACCAGACUGGAUAUGGGUUUCCAGACCCCAAGGACAAUGAAGAAGCAGACAUGAUCCUCCCAGUUGUUCUACAGCACCUCUGUCCUGUGUACAUUUCCUUCUUUGGUCUUGGUGCAGUUUCUGCAGCUGUCAUGUCCUCAGCUGACUCUUCCAUCCUGUCAGCAAGUUCAAUAUUUGCUCGGAACAUCUACCAGCUUUCCUUCAGACAAAAUGCAUCAGACAAAGAAAUUCUCUGGGUCAUGAGAGUUACAGUGUUUGUGUUUGGAGCUUCUGCCACAGCCAUGGCCUUGCUGACGAAGACCGUGUAUGGGCUUUGGUACCGCAGCUCUGACCUCGUCUACAUCAUCAUUUUCCCACAGCUGCUCUGUGUCCUCUUCAUCAAGGGGACCAACACGUAUGGGGCUGUGGCAGGCUACAUUUCUGGGCUUUUCCUGAGGAUAACUGGCAGAGAGCCAUACCUGUACCUGCAGCCCUUGAUCUUCUACCCAGGUUAUUACUCUGAUAAGAGUGGUAUAUAUAAUCAGAGAUUUCCAUUUAAAACAUUCUCCAUGGUUACCUCAUUCCUAACCAACAUUUGUGUCUCUUACCAGUAUCUAUUUAAAAGUGGAACCUUGCCACCAAAAUUAGAUACAUUUGAUGCUGUUGUCGCAAGGCACAGUGAAGAAAACAUGGAUAACACAAUUCUUGUCAGAAAUGAAAAUAUUAAGUUAGAUGAACUUGCACCUGUGAAGCCACGACAGAGCAUAGCUCUCAGCUCAACUUUCACCAAUAAAGAGGCCCUCCUUGACGUCGAUUCCAGUCCAGAAGGGUCUGGGACUGAGGAUAAUUUACAGUGA
This is a messenger RNA of Castor canadensis (American beaver), 1002 nucleotides long. RefSeq names its product high affinity choline transporter 1-like. Gene Ontology annotation, cellular component: axon; dendrite; plasma membrane. Gene Ontology annotation, molecular function: choline:sodium symporter activity. Lineage: Eukaryota; Metazoa; Chordata; Mammalia; Rodentia; Castoridae. The record is from RefSeq and is a predicted model, not a curated record. Gene Ontology annotation, biological process: neuromuscular synaptic transmission; choline transport; synaptic transmission, cholinergic.